Messenger RNA from Cladophialophora immunda, 1397 nucleotides. RefSeq lists its product as uncharacterized. The record is from RefSeq and is a predicted model, not a curated record. The transcript has a single exon. The coding region runs from base 89 to 1198 and encodes 369 amino acids. NCBI's taxonomy places the organism in Eukaryota, Fungi, Ascomycota, Eurotiomycetes, Chaetothyriales, Herpotrichiellaceae.
AUCUACACCGCAAGAAACGAAGAAGAGACAUCUGUGGCUCGAUCGUCCAAACAUCUGAGCAGACUGUCGACUUGGUUCACCCCCCAUCAUGUCUAACUUUGACCCCAAUGCAAUCCUCCGCGGAGCGCAACUCACCUUUGUAGGCGCCCACCGAGCUCUGCAAAACCCCGAGCUCUUCACCACGGCGCAUUACCGACAAGCCGCAAUCGCAGUCUGCGCGGGACUCGCCAUCCGGAUUAUCCUCAAUAUCCCGAUUUAUAUUGUCAAGAUCCUCAUAUGGAUCAUAUCAAUCUUCGUCAAUCUCGACCACGAGACAUGGGACGACAAGGUCAUCUCAGGCUUGGACUUUAUCUCGAAAUCGGUGCUCCAGAUUCCCUUCUUCUUGAUGAUGGUCAUGGGAUCCGUGACUCCGACGUUGGACAACCUCUUCAUGGAGUCCCUGAAGUGGGUGGACACUACUUACGUGCAGAAGCACAAAUCCGACGACCCGGCCACGCUACGGGGCAUGUACUACCCCACGCUCAAGAUGUACCCGACGCACGGUGAGAAGGAGAAGAAAGAACGGCGGUCCCUUGUCGAUGGGGCCAUCAUCUUCCUUACGAAGUAUGGCCGCCGGGCGGCAAUUUCUCUGGCCAUCUACGCGCUCACCUUCGUGCCUGGCGUGGGCCGCUUCGUUCUUCCGGUCGCCUCAUUCUACACAUUCAACAAGGCCGUCGGACCGGUGCCCGCGGGUAUCGUGUUCGCAUCCGGCCUUAUCAUUCCCAAACACUACAUGGUCCACUUCCUCCAGACCUAUUUUUCGAGCCGCAGUCUCAUGUCGCGCUUACUGGAACCCUAUUUCCACCGCAUCCGCUUCACGAACCAACAAAAGAAGAUCUGGUUCAUCGACCGCAGCGGCGUCUUGUUCGGCUUCUCCGCCGCGUUCACGGUCAUGGUGAAGGUGCCGCUGCUGGGAGUGCUGAUAUACGGCAUUGCGGAAGCGAGUACGGCGUACUUGAUUACGAAGAUUACGGAACCGCCGCCACCCCCUGGAGCGGCCAGCCAAGCGUACAUUGAGAGUGAGGUGAGGUGGAAGAACAAGCAUUUGUUCUUGAAUCUGCCCUUGGAUCGGCUGGACGAGUUUAAUGCGCGGUUGACUGGUGCAGAGAAAGUGGGGAGGGUGGAGAGUACAGAAGUCCCGAGGAGGAAAUUUACCUAGAGACGGAAGUUCUCUAAGGAACGAUCGAGGAACGGCUGGUUGGAACCCAGCUUUCUCUGGAGUUGUUCUCGAGGGGUCGAGCUUCGGCGGGUUAUGGGAAAUAAACAGAGGGUCAGGAAGGAAAAGACAGAUGAGUCGGUUCUAGGUUUUCUAGGAAUACAUUUUGAUAGAUCAUUUGGUGUUAUGGGCCAUUUUUUCA